Molecule: messenger RNA, 1020 nt
Organism: Protopolystoma xenopodis
Lineage: Eukaryota; Metazoa; Platyhelminthes; Monogenea; Polystomatidea; Polystomatidae
Source: the annotation of a GenBank genome assembly
AUGACGACGAAGCGUUUGGGAAAGUAUCAAGUCACUGGCCCGAAACUGGAAAUCAUGAAUACUAUUGCAAAAGACAAAGGACUAGGCACCUUCCACAUGGUCCUCACGCUGCAACCAAAUUACGGUAACAAGGGUCUUGAUAAAGAAUGGCCAUCUCUGUUUGCCUUAAUUACUCACCUGACCGUGCUACCAGAGAUGUUGCCAUGUCCUCUGCGCCUACAGCCAAUCUGUUCUGCAGCAAACCCUGGUUAUCAAAAGACCGAGCUGCCUAAAAAUCCUGGUAACCUAGCCACCUGUAGCUUUGGUCCGAAUCAAUCAGCUUCUGCUAUAUCCGAUAGUCUGCCCACUUGUAUAAACAUGGACUCUCCGAUUUGCCCUGCCGAACCUGUUGUUCGUACGGGCCAAAGAUCAGCGUCAUUACAUUCAAGUGGAGCCGGGCUGUUCUUUGAAGACCGUGCUAUUACGACUGUUUCUGUUGCUCCUCCUGUUAGUCCCCAGCACCGACAGUCGGCGGCGGAGUUGCCUUCGAGGCCUGUGGCUCCAAGAUGUGCUCUGCGAGCCGAUGUUCUCAUUUCAAAUGUACCAGCUUGCGCCCACUCUUCAAUUCGGGGGCAUCAGACUAUUUUGCAGACGCAACCGAAACAACAACCACUGCCACCGCAACCUCAGUCAACUGUCUUUGCGUCUGGAGUCAGAAAUAUAAAUGGUAUAUUUUACGGCGUUCCAUCUUCUGGUUUUCCUUAUAAGAUUCGGCCUUUAGCGCCUGAAACUGUUCCGACGGCCAGUGAACCAGAUAACAAAUCUGAUCGUUCUGCUGAACCUCUCAUUUCAGAGAAAUGCAACGCAUCUUCCAUUCGGCAAGUUCCCCAUGAAGCCAGAGCUCCAAUUCCUAGACGGUCAAUAUCAGCUGAAUGUCGUGCCGGCACGGAUCUGGUGGAUUCAGAAUUAAAGCCUGUCUACGACGGUGGAUUCCAGUUUAACAGUGGUCAGAUCACCGGUCGCCAGCUAGGAUUGAACUGA